AUGGGGUGCAAGUCAUCAGACGAGCCAAAGCCAAAGCACAGGAAGGGCUUGUGGUCACCUGAAGAAGACCAAAGGCUCCGAAACUAUGUCCUCAAACAUGGCCAUGGCUGCUGGAGCUCCGUCCCCAUUAACGCCGGCUUGCAGAGGAAUGGAAAGAGCUGCAGAUUAAGGUGGAUUAAUUACUUGAGACCAGGAUUGAAACGAGGGAUGUUUAGCAAGCAAGAGGAGGAGACAAUUCUGACCCUUCAUCAUAUGUUAGGCAACAAGUGGUCUCAGAUAGCACAGCAUUUGCCUGGAAGAACAGAUAAUGAGAUUAAGAACUACUGGCAUUCUUAUUUGAAGAAGAAAGUGGCCAGAGCUGAAGAAAUGGAAGCUCAUACCAAAACACAGUAUACUAGUUCAAGCUCAGAUACUGUGGAUUCUUCAAACUCUCCCAAAAAUCCCAGAACUGGAAUUCCAAAUAUUUGUAAUUCACUUGAACACAUGGAAAAAUCAACAACAAAUGCUUAUCAGUCACCUAAAGAGGCUAACUGUAGCCCCUUACCAAAGCUUUUAUUUGCCGAGUGGCUUUCCUUAGAUCAUGUUCAAGGUGAGAGCUUUGCAAAUUCUGCUGAGGGACUAAUUGGUAGAGAUGCAUUUUCUCAAAAUUCAAACUUCCAAUACUCUCCCAUGCAAGUUUUUUCAUCCAAUGAAGGAACAUAUAGUGGUGAAUUUCACAAUGGGCUAAGCCAUGGCUCAGCCACUACUGAGACGUUCAAUUUACAAUAUAAGUUUGAGGAUCAGAUUUCAGGAAAUGGGUUUGUUGAUUUCAUCUCUGGGGGUGAUGCAUGUAGUGAUUUCAACAUGAAUAAUGGUGUAAUGUAUAUCUGA
Molecule: messenger RNA, 870 nt
Organism: Quercus lobata
Lineage: Eukaryota; Viridiplantae; Streptophyta; Magnoliopsida; Fagales; Fagaceae
Gene: MYB19
Product: myb domain protein 19
Exons: 3
Coding region: 1-870 (289 amino acids)
Source: RefSeq, a predicted model, not a curated record